Messenger RNA from Echinococcus granulosus, 372 nucleotides. RefSeq lists its product as hypothetical. The record is from RefSeq and is a predicted model, not a curated record. The transcript has a single exon. Bases 1 to 372 code for a protein of 123 amino acids. Lineage: Eukaryota; Metazoa; Platyhelminthes; Cestoda; Cyclophyllidea; Taeniidae.
AUGCACCACUUCUCCUGCGUCUUCCUUUUUGUCGCCGCUCUAGCAAAUUCGACGCCCAUGAGUCCACCCCAUCCGGGCUUUACCGAGGUGGAGCAGAGAAUGAUUACAGGAUUGCUGGAGAAACACGAACUACGUGACAUCAUCCGUGUGAUGCUGAUGGUGGAAGAGAGGCGCUUUGUCAAAGAGCCCACCGCUCCGCCCUCGAAGGUGAGGGAGACCACGAUUAUGGGUAGUGUACCGAGACCAGGGCUCCCCAUUAGUAAAGACUACGAGCUGGCAAUGCCAAAAAAGGAGGUUACAACUCCACCCCCUUUCCCCCGCCGCAGAUUUUAUGAUGAGGACGUCUGGCAACAAACAAUGGCUGAAAUCUAA